AACUACAUCUCUCGCUCUCUCUCUCUUGGGGAUUAAGCGGACCCCGAGGGUUAAGGCCAAUAAAAUUUAAAAUUUAUUUAUUUAUUUAUUAUUUUGACGUCCUUUUCAUCCCCAUUUUCUUACUAGGUCGGCAUUUAGCAACCAAUUGGAAAAAUCAAUAUACGCAUACUGCGUUUUCCCAACUACAUCUCUCUCUCUCUCUCUCUCUCUCUCUCUCGGGGAUUUCGCGAUAGGGCAUUGUUUCCCCUCUCUCUCUCUCUCUCUCUCUCUCUCUCUCGGGGAUUUCGCGAUAGUGCAUCGUUUCACCCGGAUGAACUUUAUUAAUCAAUAUACGCAGACAGCGUUUCCCAACUACAUCUCUCUCUCUUUCUUGGGGAUUUCGCGAUAGUGCAUCGUUUCACCCGGAUGAACUUUAUUAGCCUAUCCAUUACGAUCAUCAAUCUCCGAAGAUUCAAAGCAACUCGCAAGUUUCAGAUCGUACGACCUUCUUUGAUUCCUUGAAUCGGAAAGUUUUGCAGGUGUGGAAUUGUUGCAAAAAAAUGUCCCAUUACCAAGGGGAUGACGGUGAUAACAUGGCAGAUGAAUAUGAUAUGGAAGAUGUAGAUGAUGAUAUGGAUGAAGAAUUUUGUGAUAAAGAGAUGGGCGGUUCAGAGUCUGAUGUUGAUGAAUAUGAAUUUUUGAAUAACAGAGGGGGAGAUACUUCCUCUGCUCAAGCUAGGAAAGGGAAAGAUAUCCAAGGUAUUCCUUGGGAUAGGCUAAGCAUUAGUAGGGAGAAGUACAGACAAACUAGGCUAGAACAGUACAAGAAUUAUGAAAAUGUUCCUCAGUCUGGGGAGGGAUCAGAGAAGGAAUGCAAAGUCACAAAGAAAGGGGGUUUGUAUUAUGAAUUUAGACGCAACUCAAGAUCUGUGAAAUCAACAAUUCUUCAUUUCCAGUUGAGGAAUUUGGUUUGGGCUACAUCCAAACAUGAUGUCUACUUUAUGUCUCAUUUUUCUGUCAUCCAUUGGUCUUCACUAACUUGCAGCAAGUCUGAAGUUCUUAAUGUUUCUGGGCAUGUGGCACCAUGUGAGAAACAUCCUGGAAGUUUGUUGGAAGGAUUUACGCAGACCCAAGUUAGUACGCUUGCGGUAAAAGAUAAUUUGCUGGUUGCUGGAGGAUUCCAGGGAGAACUUAUUUGCAAGUUUCUCGAUCGACCUGGUGUGAGCUUCUGUUCGAGAACAACUUAUGAUGAUAAUGCAAUUACCAAUGCUGUUGAUAUUUAUCAUAGUGCCAGUGGUGCAAUGCACUUUACAGCGUCAAAUAAUGACUCUGGAGUAAGAGACUUCGAUAUGGAAAAAUUUCAGCUUUCCAAGCAUUUCCAUUUUCCCUGGCCAGUUAAUCACACUUCUUUGAGUCCUGAUGGUAAGCUUGUUAUAAUUGUUGGCGACAACCCAGAUGGUAUAUUGGCGGACUCCAAAACUGGAAAGACGGUGAUGCCUUUAUGUGGGCAUUUAGAUUUCUCAUUUGCAUCAGCAUGGCAUCCUGAUGGUCGCACUUUUGCUACUGGCAACCAGGACAAAACCUGCCGAGUUUGGGAUGUUCGAAACCUUUCCAAGUCGGUUGCUGUCCUUAAGGGCAAUCUAGGAGCUAUUCGGUCAAUUCGCUAUACAUCAGAUGGUCGGUUCAUGGCAAUGGCAGAGCCUGCGGAUUUUGUUCAUGUAUAUGAUGCUAAAAAUGGUUAUGAGAAGGAGCAAGAAGUUGAUUUCUUUGGAGAGAUAUCUGGCUUAUCUUUCAGUCCUGAUACAGAGUCCCUUUUUGUUGGAGUGUGGGAUCGUACAUAUGGUAGCCUUCUUGAGUAUGGUCGAUGUCGGAGCUACUCUUACCUCGACUUGAUUUGAAGUUGAGUGCAAUCUGUAGUUUAUAGUUGUGUGGGGGGCCUGGCUCAUUACUUGGGGCUGCAGAGAAAUGAUCUUGGGUUCAAAUGUAUUUUCUUUUUGUGAAAUUGUAGCUGUGUAUGGGUGAUUUAAUUUUGGUGCCUAUGUGGAUUACCACAAACUGUAUAAGAGUGGGGAGGGGAUGUACAGAAGGCCAGAAAAGCAUUGGUAAUGGGAGCAAAGGAAAAGAAAUUAAGAGUAGGGCUUCUCUGAGGGUACCAAACUCUUUCACAUUUCAUGACAGUUUGCCAUCUCUACUGUAUCUCGAAUUGGAAUCCAUGUUGCGUUUGAGAAUGUACCUUAUCAGAUUUUCUUGUUUGUUA
Malania oleifera is the source of this 2236-nucleotide messenger RNA. RefSeq lists its product as uncharacterized. Bases 540 to 1877 code for a protein of 445 amino acids. Gene Ontology annotation, molecular function: protein binding. Lineage: Eukaryota; Viridiplantae; Streptophyta; Magnoliopsida; Santalales; Ximeniaceae. The transcript has 10 exons. The record is from RefSeq and is a predicted model, not a curated record.